This is a messenger RNA of Macadamia integrifolia, 426 nucleotides long. Its product is annotated as S-protein homolog 5-like. The record is from RefSeq and is a predicted model, not a curated record. The transcript has a single exon. Lineage: Eukaryota; Viridiplantae; Streptophyta; Magnoliopsida; Proteales; Proteaceae. Bases 1 to 426 code for a protein of 141 amino acids.
AUGAGUCGUUUCAGUAAUAUAAACAAGCACAUGGUGACGCUUUUAAUUCUGAUGAUGUGGGUUGGUGAGUUCUCAUCUGUUAUUACUGUUGAUGCUACGAGGCAUGUUCGAAUUAUAAACGAAUUGGGUGAAGGUUAUGUACUGACGAUUCAUUGCAAAUCAAAGGAUGAUGAUUUGGGUGUGCAUGACCUUUCCUAUCAAAAGUAUUUUGAGUGGGGUUUCCAUGAUAACUUGUGGGGAACUACACUCUUCUUUUGCCGCAUACAAUGGAGAAAUGCAGAUGUGUAUUUUGAUAUUUAUGAUGAAAAGAGGGAUCGAUUUGGUUGUUGUGAGCACUGGUGGGCUGCAAAAAUGGAUGCGCUUUAUUCUGUGAACCCCAAAACUGGUGCAGCUACUAAAGCUUGGCUUCGCUGGCAUGGCAAUUGA